Molecule: messenger RNA, 1792 nt
Organism: Carica papaya (papaya)
Lineage: Eukaryota; Viridiplantae; Streptophyta; Magnoliopsida; Brassicales; Caricaceae
Gene: DELTA-OAT
Product: ornithine-delta-aminotransferase
Cellular component (GO): cytoplasm
Molecular function (GO): pyridoxal phosphate binding; identical protein binding; L-ornithine transaminase activity
Source: RefSeq, a predicted model, not a curated record
UGUUUUUUUUUUUUUUGUGAGGAAUUUAGAUUGCAUUCUUUGGUACACCGUAUUGAUUUCAUUGUUUAUUGGGUGAUGUAAUUGGCGGCUUGGGGAAGUGUGUAGUGGCCGCAUUUACCUGAACAAGACGACAACCGUUGCUGAGCCAAAACGCAGCCAUGGCAGCUACUACGACGAGAAAAACAUUGUCGCAGUGUUUUCUGCGCACGUUUUGGAGGGGUAGUGCGCGAAAUUAUGGUGCUUUAUCCGAAGGAGGAAUAAACCCUUCUUCUUCUACUUCCUCUUCUCAGCACCUCAUCAACUUGGAACAUGAAUUCAGUGCCCACAAUUACCACCCUGUUCCGAUUGUAUUCUCUCAAGCAAAGGGAUCUACUAUAUGGGAUCCAGAGGGGAAUCGAUAUUUGGAUUUUCUCUCAGCUUACUCGGCGGUUAACCAGGGACACUGUCAUCCCAAGAUCAUGAAAGCAAUGAAAGACCAGGCAGAAAGGCUCACUCUCAGCUCCAGAGCCUUCUAUAAUGAUAAAUUCCCGACAUUUGCAGAGCAUCUUACGAGCAUAUUUGGUUAUGACAUGGUGCUACCGAUGAAUACUGGUGCAGAAGGUGUGGAAACAGCUCUGAAGUUGGCAAGGAAAUGGGGUUAUGGAAAAAAAUGUAUUCCCAAAGAUGAGGCUAUUAUUGUCUCUUGUUGUGGCUGCUUUCAUGGUCGUACACUUGCUGUCAUCUCCAUGAGUUGUGACAAUGAUGCUACACGUGGAUUUGGGCCAUUGUUGCCAGGACAUCUAAAAGUUGAUUUCGGUGAUGAAAUUGCCCUUGAGAAAAUCUUCAGAGAAAAUGGGGACCGAAUAGCUGGAUUUCUUUUUGAACCCAUUCAAGGAGAGGCUGGGGUUGUAAUUCCUCCAAAUGGUUAUUUAAAAGCAGUAAGAGAUCUCUGCUCAAAAUAUAAUGUUUUAAUGAUUGCGGAUGAAAUACAAAGUGGGUUAGCACGGACAGGGAAAAUGCUGGCUUGUGACUGGGAAGAAGUUCGACCAGAUGUUGUAAUAUUAGGAAAAGCCUUGGGUGGUGGAGUGAUACCUGUAAGUGCAGUGCUUGCUGACAAAGAUAUAAUGCUUUGUAUUCAACCUGGAGAGCAUGGAAGCACUUUUGGGGGGAACCCUUUGGCUAGUGCAGUUGCCAUUGCCGCCCUAGAUGUCAUCCAAGAUGAGAAGCUUGCUGAGAGAUCUGCAAAAUUGGGUGUAGAGCUCCAGAAUCAGCUUCUUGAGAUUCGGCAGCAAUUUCCAGAACACAUUAAGGAAGUACGAGGAAGAGGUUUGUUUAGCGCUGUGGAGUUCAACAGCUGGAGUUUGUUUCCUGUUUCUGCGUUUGAUAUCUGUCUAAAGUUGAAGGAAAGAGGGGUUCUUGCAAAGCCAACUCACAAUACAAUAGUCCGGUUAACUCCUCCUCUUUCUAUAAGUUCCGAUGAGCUCCAACAAGGCACAAAGACACUUCGCGAUGUUCUGGAAUUUGAUCUACCAAAAAUGCAGAAGACCACUGCAAAAAAUGUGGCACCAACAACUGAUAGCACAUGCCAUCGAUGUGGCCGAAACUUGGGAUGAAGUAUCUGCACUUUCCUUUUCGCUCCUACGUGAACGAACUGAAAUUUAUUACUGUUUGGUUCUCGGUCAAAAUAUAGUCCGAACAAUAUAUGACGGUUCAAUCUAAUUCUGAAUCGAUAAAUACUCUUUAUGUAUUACUAUAGUCUUUCUCUUUAUUGUUUCAAGAAAGAAAUUCAACACACUCAUAUUUGUUGUUUCAA